UUCACUGAUUCCACUUUGCAAUUAGAUUGUCAGAUUUCUCGUCUCUGAGUGCCUUACAGAAAGCUUAGCACAAUGACCAGUGUAGCAAUUAAAUUGGCCAAGGAGAAGGAAGUAUUAGAAGGCUUGGGUUCCAAUGGGAAGGCAAUAAAGUAUCUAAAACAGGAUUUUGAGGAGCUAAGGAGGCAGUGCUUAAAGUCUGGUACUUUGUUCAAAGAUGAAGAAUUCCCUGCUUGUCCUUCUGCUCUUGGCUACAGAGAUUUGGGGCCAUAUUCUCCCAAAACUCAAGGCAUUAUCUGGAAACGACCUCCGGAACUAGUCCCAAAUCCUCAAUUCAUUGUGGGAGGAGCUACUCGUACAGAUAUCCGUCAAGGGGCACUGGGAGACUGCUGGCUUUUGGCAGCCAUUGCUUCUCUCACAUUGGAUCAAGAAAUACUAGACCGAGUUGUCCCCAAAGAUCAAAGCUUCCAGAAGGACUAUGCUGGGAUCUUUCAUUUCCAGAUCUGGCAAUAUGGAGAAUGGGUGGAUGUUGUUGUUGAUGACCGGCUCCCCACAAAAAAUGGUCAGCUUCUGUUUCUGCACUCUGAAGAAGGGAACGAGUUCUGGAGUGCCCUAUUGGAGAAGGCCUAUGCCAAGUUGAAUGGUUCCUAUGAGGCUCUUACAGGAGGAUCGACUAUAGAAGGUUUUGAAGAUUUUACUGGUGGCAUUGCUGAAGCUUAUGACUUGAGGAAAGCUCCAUCCAAUCUGUAUCAAAUCAUACAAAAGGCCUUACGAUCUGGUUCCCUGUUGGGUUGCUCCAUUGAUAUUACUAGUGCAGCUGAAACAGAAGCAAUCACAAGGCUCAAACUGGUCAAAGGUCAUGCAUACUCUGUUACUGGAGCUGAAGAGGUUAACUACCGUGGCCAGCCAGUGAAACUACUCAGAAUAAGAAACCCAUGGGGUGAAGUGGAGUGGACUGGAGCCUGGAGUGAUAAUGCUCCAGAAUGGAAUUAUAUUGACCCCAAGGAAAAGAAGGCUCUGGAUAAGCAAGCCGAUGAUGGGGAAUUUUGGAUGUCCUUCUCUGACUUUCAAAGGCAGUUUACAAGGCUUGAAAUCUGCAACUUGACCCCCGACACCCUGACAAGCAAUCACCUUCAUAAGUGGGGCAUGAGAUUGUUCAAUGGAAGCUGGCGGCGGGGCUCUACAGCUGGGGGAUGUCAGAACUAUCCAGCAACAUACUGGACCAACCCACAAUUUAAAAUCCGCCUGGAUGAGCUGGAUGAUGACCAUGAAGGUAGUGCGAGUGAACCAUCUUGUACGGUGCUGUUGGGCUUGAUGCAGAAGAACCGCAGGAGGCAAAAGAGGAUGGGGGAAGCGCUGCUCAGCAUUGGCUACUCCCUUUACAAGCUGGAAAAUCAAACAGAAGUUCAUCUAAACAGAGAUUUCUUCUCAACAAAUAGAUCUGUAGCUCGUUCUGACACGUAUGUCAACUUGCGUGAAGUCUCAAAUCGAUUCCAGCUGCCUCGGGGAGAAUACCUGGUUGUGCCAUCUACCUUUGAACCUUUCAAAGAUGGAGAGUUCUGUCUCAGAAUCUUCUUUGAGAAAAAAGCUAAAGCUCAAGAAAUUGGUGACACUGUAGCUGCAAAUCCAUAUGAGCCUCAUGUUGAAGACAAGGAUGUAGACAACGAGUUCAAGAAUUUGUUUGAAAAGCUUUCUGGAGAGGAUUGUGAAAUGACUGCAAAUGAGCUUCAGACUAUUUUGAAUAGGGUGAUAACAAAGCGAACAGACAUAAAAAGUGAUGGAUUCAAUCUAAACACCUGUCGGGAAAUGAUCAGCCUCUUAGAUAACCAUGGCACUGGAAGCUUGGGACUUGCAGAGUUCAAGAUUCUAUGGAUGAAGAUUCAGAGAUAUCUGGAAAUCUAUAAGAAAGUAGAUGCUGACCAUUCUGGAACUAUAGAUGCACAUGAAAUGAGAGAUGCUCUCAAGGAAGCAGGUUUCACUCUCAACAACAAAGUCCAGCAUACUAUAGCCGCCCGCUAUGCCUGCAGCAAGCUGACCAUUGACUUUGAUGGCUUCCUGGCCUGCAUGAUUCGCCUGGAAACCCUCUUUAAAAUGUUUCAGAUGUUAGACAAGGAAAAACGUGGAACCGUCCAGCUCUCUCUGGCUGAGUGGCUGUGCUGCGCAUUGGUCUGAAGCCCCAUUUCUGAAUUCACUUGUGGGCACCUCCACAAUUUAUUUUUUACAUAUAGAUGUUUCUGGAAAAUUGUUUGUUCCAUAGACAAAUGAGAAAAAGAAGCAAUUUCAGUAUCCAGUAAUACACUCUAAUGUAAAAUGACCAUUCAGAAUAAUAAACAAGAUUAUAUGGAAACAACAAA
Molecule: messenger RNA, 2351 nt
Organism: Anolis sagrei ordinatus
Lineage: Eukaryota; Metazoa; Chordata; Lepidosauria; Squamata; Anolidae
Product: calpain-8-like
Biological process (GO): proteolysis
Cellular component (GO): cytoplasm
Molecular function (GO): calcium ion binding; calcium-dependent cysteine-type endopeptidase activity
Source: RefSeq, a predicted model, not a curated record